This is a messenger RNA of Myzus persicae (green peach aphid), 2081 nucleotides long. RefSeq names its product trans-1,2-dihydrobenzene-1,2-diol dehydrogenase-like. Lineage: Eukaryota; Metazoa; Arthropoda; Insecta; Hemiptera; Aphididae. The coding region runs from base 853 to 1875 and encodes 340 amino acids. The record is from RefSeq and is a predicted model, not a curated record. The transcript has 6 exons. Gene Ontology annotation, molecular function: nucleotide binding.
GUAAGACAGAGACAACACAUGCAGGUAUCACGUCCUCUUAAAAUUAAAAUAUAAAUUGUUUAAUGUUUAGACUCAAUACCAUUGUAACUGAAAUGAGUAUUAUGGGCCCUAUACACAGGUUUAUACGAGUCGCAGGGUGUGCCCUGGCACACCAGGCACACCCUGUAGAUUCGCCUAUGACCAAAAGUACCAACUUUCCUACCAAAAAAUAUGUUCGACGCUGAAAAUCAAAAUUUUCUUACAUACCUAAAACGUGUAGACUUUAGGUAUACAUUUAUGCAUACACAAAAAACGCAUAGGUACAUAGAAAAAUCAAUACAUUUAUCGCUCUUCUCAGAAUCUAAAAUGUAGGGGACUGAUUUUUAACUAACCUAUGUUAUUUACCUAUAGAGUUUGAGCAGAAUGAUGAAUGUAUUGCUACAGGUGUAUAUAGACAUUUGAUGUUUUUUUCCUACAAAUGUCGAUACAAAUUUUUUCGCUUAGUUUAAAAGCUUAAAAAUGUAAUAUGCUAAGUUUCUUUUAAGUUGUUAUCAUAACUUAAGUUUUUAAAGUUUAAAUUUUAAAUUUUGGCCAAAUUACGAAAAUGUUGCCAACAGUUUUUUAGUUAAACAUUGAAUCGAUAAAUGUAUACUAAAUUGUUAUUAUCGGUGGGGGGGUAUGAGCGAUAUGACCCCGUUAUCACAGCUGCAGCAAACACUAUGCAUUCAGUUUUUCUAUUUCCCUCGAUACAAAAAUACUGAAGACGUGACCGAAUGACCCUGUUUAUAUUAUAAAUUAAACGGGUAUAAUAUAUUUUAAUUGAAUACAAACUAAACUAUUAUUUACCAUAGAUCACAUUUGAAAACUCACAUUAUGGCAACAAAAUGGGGAAUACUCAGUGCUUCCAAAAUCUCCCACGAUUUUGUUCUAGCUUUAGAAACAUUAUCAGCUGAAGAUCAUAAAGUAGUGGCUAUUGCUGCUAAAGACAUAUCUAGGGCCAAAGAUUUCGCAGAUAAUUUUGGUAUCUCUACCUAUUACGGUUCUUACGAAGAACUUGGCAAUGAUUCCAAUGUCGACGUUGUUUAUAUUGGCGCUCUUAACCAUCAGCACUAUUCAUUGACCAAAUUAAUGCUCGAAAGUUGUAAGCCCGUGUUAUGUGAAAAACCGUUUUGUAUUAACGCCAAGCAACUCGAUGAAUUAAUAAAACUAUCAAAAGCUAAACAAUUAUUUCUAAUGGAAGCUAUGUGGAGUCGUUUUACACCAGCCUAUCAAAAAGUAGUCGAAGAAGUGCAAAACGGAACUAUCGGUACAGUCUUACAUGUGCAGGCCAACUUUGGUAGACAAAUGUCGAACAUCGAAAGAAUUUGGAAAAAGGAUGUGGGAGGAGGCUCAAUACUUGAUAUUGGUGUUUAUACGCUGCAUUUAAUUGAUACAAUACUUGGGCCCGGCAAACCAGUAUUCAUAGAAGGUAAAGGAACAUUAAAUAGUCACGGGACAGAUGAAAACAUGUCUGCCAUCCUCGAAUAUCCCGAAGGAAAAAUAGCCGUCAUAUCAGUACACACUAAAACGGAAAUGGACUGUUCAGCUUACAUACAUGGAACUAGGGGCACAAUCAAGAUUCACGAACCCUUUCACGCCUCAAAAAAAGUAACAGUUAAUACAACCAGCCAUACCUCAAAUUAUACAUUUGAACAACCAAAUACAAGAAAACCCACAAUAUUUUCAAAUAGUGUUCAGUUACGUUAUGAAAUAGAUCAUGUCAGACAUUGUUUAAAGAAAGGUUUUAUUGAAUCGCCAGUUGUUACUCUAAAUAAUAGUUAUACCGUGCAAGAAAUAAUGGAUCGACUGAGAAAUCAAAUUGGUGUAUACUUUGAAGAUUAUGAUACUUCAUCCUGAAUUGUUGAAAUACGUAUAAAUUACCUAGCUACUAUGAGGUAUAUAGGUAUAUUGUACUUGUACAUACCAUUUUAAUUUAUAGCUAGUUAUACCAUCUGGCAAACUAUUGUGAUUCAUUUUCAUAAAUUAGCCACAACAUUUUCAAAUUAAUCUGAAAAUAUUUUCAGUCAAACCCUCAUACUGCAUAGUAUAAUAAAUAUUAAUUA